AUGGAAGCUACUGUAGUUUGCAUUGACAACAGCGAAUGGACCAGGAAUGGAGACUAUGCACCAACAAGAUUCCAAGCCCAGGCUGAUGCUGUCAAUCUUUUAGCGGGCGCCAAGACCGAGGCGAAUCCCGAAAAUACUGUUGGUGUGCUGACAAUGGCCGGCAAGUCACCGCGUGUGCUUGUCACGCCUACACCUGACCUGGGCAAGAUCCUUAACUCGAUGCAGAACCUGGAUAUUGAAGGGCAGGCAAACCUGUCCAGCGCGGUGCAGAUAGCGCAGCUGGCCUUGAAGCAUCGACAGAACAAAAACCAGCGGCAGAGAAUAGUCAUCUUCAUUGGGAGCCCAAUCGCUGAGGACAAGGACAAGCUGGUCAAGGUGGCCAAGAAGCUGAAGAAGAACAACGUGGCGGUAGAUGUGGUGGCGUUUGGAAGUGAGGAGACCAACGGCGAGAAGCUCGAGAGCUUCAUCGCGGCAGUCAACUCGGGAGACAACUCGCACCUCAUCACCGUGCCAGCGGGGACCAUCCUGUCGGACAUGCUGUUCGGCUCGCCCAUCUUCCAGAUAGACGGCGGGGCCGGCUACGGCGCAGCUCCCGGCGGGGAGGGUGCGGCUGGCGGGGAUGCGUUCGAGUUUGGAGUGGACCCCAACAUGGACCCAGAGCUGGCCAUGGCUCUGCGCGUCUCCAUGCAGGAGGAGCGCGCGCGCCAGGAGGCUGCCACUGCUGCCGCUGCCGCCGCGGAGGGCACCGCCGGGGAGGCAGGUGUGCACAGUGCAUCGUACUUUGCUCUUACGACAUUCACGUCCUUCAUGCGCAAGCAAUCCAAUAUAUGCAGUGUGAAGGGCAGGGCAUUUUGUCGAUGUGUGACAGUGCUAUGA
This is a messenger RNA of Coccomyxa subellipsoidea C-169, 876 nucleotides long. RefSeq lists its product as hypothetical. Gene Ontology annotation, molecular function: polyubiquitin modification-dependent protein binding. Gene Ontology annotation, biological process: proteasome-mediated ubiquitin-dependent protein catabolic process. Bases 1 to 876 code for a protein of 291 amino acids. Gene Ontology annotation, cellular component: cytosol; proteasome regulatory particle, base subcomplex; nucleus. The transcript has 3 exons. The record is from RefSeq and is a predicted model, not a curated record. NCBI's taxonomy places the organism in Eukaryota, Viridiplantae, Chlorophyta, Trebouxiophyceae, Coccomyxaceae.